Molecule: messenger RNA, 2801 nt
Organism: Spathaspora passalidarum NRRL Y-27907
Lineage: Eukaryota; Fungi; Ascomycota; Pichiomycetes; Serinales; Debaryomycetaceae
Gene: TPS1
Product: alpha,alpha-trehalose-phosphate synthase (UDP-forming) TPS1
Exons: 1
Coding region: 154-1614 (486 amino acids)
Biological process (GO): trehalose biosynthetic process; cellular response to heat
Cellular component (GO): alpha,alpha-trehalose-phosphate synthase complex (UDP-forming); cytosol
Molecular function (GO): alpha,alpha-trehalose-phosphate synthase (UDP-forming) activity
Source: RefSeq, a predicted model, not a curated record
AACACAUUGCCACACAAACUAAGGGUGAUUUUUCGUAGCAACAGUUCGCAAAUUCCACCACGAAUUUAAAUACACCUGGUUCCCACUUUCAUUUUCAUUUGCGUCCCACCUUUUGCGCCUCUUUUCUUUGUCUACAGCGUUUGCAACAAAACUAUGACUACAACCAUGACUCGCGGUAAGGUCCUCGUGGUGUCUAACAGAUUGCCAGUUACCAUCAAGCGUGCCCAAGACGGAUCCUACACCUACUCCAUGUCCCUGGGUGGGUUGGUCACCGGGCUUCAGGGAUUGAAGAAAUCUACCGAAUUCCAGUGGUUGGGAUGGCCCGGGUUGGAAGUCCCGGAAGACGAACAGGAACGAGUUAAUCGCGAUUUGAAAGAAAAGUUCAACUGUACUGCCAUUUUCCUUUCCGACACCAUCGCCGACCUACACUACAAUGGGUUCUCCAACUCCAUCUUGUGGCCAUUGUUCCACUACCAUCCUGGGGAAAUGAACUUUGAUGAGAAUGCCUGGGCCGCCUACAUCGAGGCCAACAGAACAUUCGCCGUGGAGAUCGUGAAACAGGUCAAGGACAACGACAUGGUCUGGGUUCACGACUAUCACUUGAUGCUUUUACCACAAAUGUUGCGAGAAGAAAUUGGCCAAUCAAAGAAGAAUAUUAGACUCGGGUUUUUCUUGCAUACCCCAUUCCCUAGUUCGGAAAUCUACCGUAUUCUCCCCGUGAGAAAAGAAAUCUUGGAAGGGGUAUUGAGUUGUGACUUGAUUGGAUUCCACACCUAUGACUACGCCAGACAUUUCCUUAGUUCUGUUUCGAGAAUUGUCCCUAAUGUGACUACGUUGCCGAACGGAAUUCAGUUCCAAGGAAGAAGCAUUUCCAUCGGUGCAUUCCCUAUUGGUAUCGACGUGGAUAACUUCAUUGACGGGUUGAAGAAGCCUAGUGUCAUUGAACGAAUUGCCCAACUUAAAGAAAAGUUUGAAGGGUGCAAGGUUAUAGUUGGGGUUGAUCGUCUUGAUUAUAUCAAGGGUGUUCCACAAAAACUCCAUGCGUUUGAAGUUUUCCUUACUGAGAACCCAGAAUGGAUCGGCAAAGUUGUUCUUGUUCAAGUUGCUGUUCCUUCUCGUGGUGAUGUUGAAGAAUAUCAAAGUUUACGAGCAACCGUGAAUGAGUUAGUUGGUCGAAUAAACGGACAGUUUGGUACUGUUGAAUUUGUGCCUAUCCAUUAUAUGCAUAAGUCCAUUCCUUUUGACGAAUUGAUAAGUUUGUAUAACGUCAGUGAUGUCUGUUUGGUUAGUUCUACAAGAGACGGUAUGAACCUUGUCAGUUAUGAAUACAUUGCUUGUCAGCAGGAACGUAAAGGGGCAUUGAUUUUGUCGGAAUUCGCCGGGGCUGCCCAAUCCUUGAAUGGGGCAAUUAUUGUCAAUCCUUGGAAUACCGAAGAGUUAAGUGAUGCCAUCAAGGAAAGCUUGACCUUGCCUGAUGAGAAGAAGGAAAUCAAUUUCAAGAAAUUGUUUGGGUAUAUUUCCAAAUACACUUCUGGAUUCUGGGGUGAGAGUUUUGUCAAGGAAUUGUACAAGGUUAAUUCAUCCACCAAGAGAAUCACCUCCAAAGGUGUAUAGAAUUAUAGAGAGAGAAGAAGAAGAAGAAGAUGAUGAUGAUGAUGAAGAAAAAGAAAAAAAAAAAGAGGACUAUGCUGUGGCUGAAUAAUUGUUAUCAAUUCAAAAGUCAUAAAUAAUAUAUGCGUAAUAACUAGGAUAAAUGCAGUAGUUUUAAAUCUCUUUGUAUGUCCAUUAAACAAACUUGUCAAGUUCAAUCCACUAAAUCAUUUUCCAAGUCAUGACUAUGCAAGUUUUCUUGGGUAAGCAAGUUUUGUUUUGUAAAUGGUAAUUUAUUACUCUCGUUCUUGUUUGCGGUUUUGCUAUCGAUCAAUACACCCUUGGGUUGUGUGGAUGCCAUGGGCACAGUCACCACCUGGGGCCUUAUUCCUAGUCUGGAUAAUAAUGAAUUGUUUAGAUACGGACUAGGUAACGAUUUCUCGACAAGUAUACUUUCAUUGUAUAAUGAUGAAUCCGGUAAAUUGGCCGCCUUAUGGAAAAAUGGCUUAUUCCUGUGUUCGGCUGAUGCAGUAGGUGGUGCUGAUCGUGCUUUGGUCUCUUGUGUCGGUAUUUGCCGCGAUGAGGAUGGUGCUGAAAUUGGAGUUUGUGAAGAUGUCGUGGAUGAAGAAGAUUCAGAUUUAUAGUGAGAUACAUCUUCUUCAAAUGCUUUGGCUGAGCUGAAUGCCGUCAUUAAAUAUGGAAGUUCUUCGGUGAUGGUGGUUGGUUUAGGUUGUGACCACGAUGAAAGGGAGUCCUUGGCUUGGUGGGUAUGUUGUCUUGUUAUAGAAUGUACCAACGGUAGUUGCUGAGAUGAGUAUACUGAAUUUGUGAUGUCUGAAUCGGAAUAGUCAAAGAAAUCUUCAUCAGUACUGUGAUCUUCGGGUGGAGAAGGAAUUUCCGACAUGGGUUCUUGAACCUCGUCGUCUGACGAGUAAUUGUCUUCGAUGGUACGGGACAAGUCAGUCAUCAUUCUUUCCAACUUGAAUUUUUCAAACAUCUGUUCCAUAUCGUUGAUCACGGCGAGACAUUCGUAUUUAGCUUCGAAAUCUCCCGAUUCAAUCGCUUCAUUCAAUUGACGGAGUAAACUGACAAUAAAUGACUUGUAGGUUUCCACGGUUGACUCGUCCUCGUCCAUGAGCUCCAAUUCUUGUCCAAUGGAAAUUAGUUUAGCCUUCAGAUAAGAUAUGGUUAAAUGUUCGGUAAUUUCGUUC